AUGCUUUGGAACCGAAUAUGCUUUUCCGCUAAAAGGCGGGCCAUCGAGAAGUUGUUACAUAUCCUCCCUUUUUGUCCUCCAUGCCUGAGGACACUAGUUCACCGAGCCCCACGCCGCCCGCAAGCGCUCCUCCAUCGUAAAUCGUCCUUUCCUCGGCUCGGCCAGUGCUCAUUCGUCUGUAGGAACCCUCUUAAACGCAAGGAGCCCUCUGAGGACAAAGCAAACUCGGCCUCGAACUUGCUCCCAGCCGGAGCCAUCAUCCCGCCUGGGGAAUACGAAACCGGCCGCGUCAUCUGCGAAUUCUGCGGUACAGCCGUCUCAUUUCGGGACGACGACACCGGCGAAUUCUCGUUGAAACCAUGGAAUGCACACCGUAAUAGUUGUGUCGCUCCAGGGUCAUCUUCAGCAGGUGCCACUUCAGCUGCUGGUCCGACAGUGAUCUAUACCCCAGAAAGCACUGCUGAAGCUCUGGCUCAUCCACCUGCCAAACGACGACGUGCCAAGCGCACGGAAGAGGAACGUAUCGAUUAUCUUCGUGCUGAUCCCUAUGUAGCUCAGUUUGAAGCUUACCGCGUCCUAUGUGCUUCGUGCGACAAGUGGAUUCGUCUUAGGCCGAAUUCGACAUACUGUUCCAUCCCAUGGGACGCUCAUCGGAAGAGUUGUCUUGCCAAGAAGAUUAAUAGCAAGAACGUUUAUGCACUCGAGGAGCGCAACAGCCUCUUUUCCAAGGACCCGCAUAUUCGAAAAUUCGAUGCAGAGCGUGUGCUCUGCGACUUGUGCGAUAAAUGGCUCAGCGUGCCGCCUGAUGAUCACCAACAGGCCUCUGAGAAGUGGCUCCAGCAUCGUGAGUCAUGCAAGCAAGCUUCCACCUCUCCGAUCAUUUCUCGCACAACAGCUACGUCACCCACGAUCCAAUCAACAACCUCAGCCCCACUCGCCUCAGGCUCAUCAUCAGUCCACCACCCCACCACCCCCUCAACCACAAGUCCUCUAUCACCUAAACCCACCGCCUCCACCGCCCAAUCCCCAUCCGCACACCCACUCUCCUCCUUCCCACCCAAACAUAGCACGUUCUCUCACGGCUCACAAAACUCCCCGUCAUUUCACGACCUCACACCGUCAAAUUACGCCCCUGCACACGAGUCCCGUAGACGUAACGCGGAACAAAGAGCAGCCACUCUUCGUGCUGAUAACCUCAUCGGCGAGGUCGAACCCAAUCGCGUAUUUUGUUCUCUCUGCGAAAAAUGGGUCCAACUUCGUCAGGACAGUUCGUAUUGCGCGUAUCCCUGGCUACAACACAGGGGAAAAUGUCUCGCACGGUAUACACGUCGUAAGCAGAAGGCGGCAGAAGUUGAGUCCAUCAAGGCCCGUCGACAUGCGGGUACCGCUGCACAUUCCGCAUCGGCAUCACAGUCCCAAGUCAAUGUGGACGACGACGAUGUCAUGUUGUCUGAAGAGGACCAAACAGGUUCUGACCUCGAAUCGGAGGAAGGCGUGGCAGGUGAAGGCAGUGAACAGUCCCUCGACAUCCCUGCUCUAGCGCCGACUGGGAAGAAAGUGGACCAGGAGUCUCAACCUAGACGUCGUCCCCACCAUCAAUAUCCUUCUUCAUCGUUGGGUGGUGGUGCUGGGCAGCCUCAUGGGAAGCAGAAGACUCGGUACCCCGAGCUUGGAACCUCUGAUUCCUCGCGGGUAUACACCUACCCACCUCCCAGUAGCGGGAGGAAGCGCCACCACCAUCUUGCCCCUCGUCAAUGGGAAGAAGACCUUGAUGCUGAGGGGGAAGCAGAUGCCGAGGGCGACGACUCGUAUAUGGAUACCGACGAGCAACGACGACGACAGCACCCUCCCAACCCAUUCGCCCAUCUUCCUCGCCCUCAGCCUCUGUCGGUCUCGCGUUCCUCGACGACGGGGACCGGACAGCAGCAUCGACACCAGCGUCAUCGGGAUGUUGAACACCAACACCAUGCUCAUCAUCUCUUAGGACCUAGCCAUACCUCACAGCCACUAUCAGUGCAUCCUCAUAGGAGUGGACAGAGCGGCGGACAUAUCGCCCCUGUUCGACGUCCGCACCCCGUCGGUCUUGCUGAUCUUGACACCCCCGUUGGGAGGAAAACAUUCGUGUUCAACUCCAUAGAACACCUCUUCAGUACCACCUACGAAAAUACCGACGAGCUCACUAUCUCCUCCCUGCUUGGCUACCUCAAUUCGGCCAUGCCGACCGACAAGCACGAAGAUUUCGAUACCGCUGAGGUUGCAAAGGCCGUGACGGCCAUGCAAGAGAAGGGGAUGGUGGUGAUUGAGGGCGACGUUGUGAGGUUAGUCGAAUGA
Molecule: messenger RNA, 2331 nt
Organism: Laccaria bicolor S238N-H82
Lineage: Eukaryota; Fungi; Basidiomycota; Agaricomycetes; Agaricales; Hydnangiaceae
Exons: 7
Coding region: 1-2331 (776 amino acids)
Source: RefSeq, a predicted model, not a curated record